Molecule: messenger RNA, 574 nt
Organism: Chenopodium quinoa (quinoa)
Lineage: Eukaryota; Viridiplantae; Streptophyta; Magnoliopsida; Caryophyllales; Amaranthaceae
Product: monothiol glutaredoxin-S1-like
Exons: 1
Coding region: 119-427 (102 amino acids)
Source: RefSeq, a predicted model, not a curated record
AUAAUGACUGCUAUAAAUAGACCUCGUAAUCAAAACAAGUUCUGCAAGGAGAAGCCAAGCUAAGCUUUAAAAACAAACCAUCAACAUUUCCAAUUUUCAAAAGCUCGGGGUAAAGGCAAUGGAAGUUGUGAAGAAUCUAGUGAGUGAAAUGCCGCUAGUGAUCUUCAGUAAAAGCUCUUGCUGUGUUUCUCACUCAAUGAAGCAACUUAUGAGAAGCUAUGGAGCCAAUUUAACAGUAUACGAGCUUGAUGAAAUUCCAAAUGGGAAAGAGAUUGAAAAGGGUCUUUUGAGCAUGGGAAAUAAGCCAAGUGUGCCAGCUAUUUUCAUUGGCCAUAAGUUAGUUGGUGGGUCUAAAGAAGUCCUUAGCCUCCAAAUCCAAGGGAAAUUGGCGUCUCAGCUCAUGGAAGCAGGAGCCAUAUGGGUUUGAAAUAGUACAUAACCAAAGACUUCAUUUUGAGCCUCUUUCUUUUACUGUACAAUACUACAAGGUAACAAGAUUAGAAAUCAGUUAGACAAUAUGAUGCUGCUAAUGUAAUCACUUAAACUAACGAGGAGCUUCUCUUCUACUUUCUCU